Molecule: messenger RNA, 933 nt
Organism: Parascedosporium putredinis
Lineage: Eukaryota; Fungi; Ascomycota; Sordariomycetes; Microascales; Microascaceae
Source: the annotation of a GenBank genome assembly
AUGAACGCAAGCAAUGUUGCUCCCCAAGACCCCAAGACUAAAAAGGCCUACAACCCCGCACUACCGCCGGAGUCCCGGAUUUUGUUGGGCGCACUCGACCAGACAGAGGCCAUCCAAUUCGACAACGCGAGGUACUACACCGCAUUGUUGGCGCCAAACCCAUUUUUCCCUGCAUCAGCAAGAAACCAUUCCACCACGGCCUCGCAACAGCAACAGCAACAGCAACGGCAAGCAAAACUCGCAAUGGCUUCCACCACAACGAGCGACGCCCGCUCCUCUAAACCAGGGUUGCCGGAGUUGUUCACCACCAUUGAAAAGAGGUUUGCCGACUCCGGAAUCGGCGCCGACUACUGGUACAUCUUUUGCACCGCCACGCUGGUCGGCGGAAACGAUCCCGAGCUCUGCGACCAAUUGUACCUGCACCUCAUCGCCCAACCGCAGUUUUCCACGCCGGAGCAGCGACAGGCUCUCAUUCGAUCAAUCCGGGAAGUUUUAGUCAAAUGCGUGUGCGUUGUCGGGGUAUGCAAGCCCCUCGAGGCCAUCAUGGCCAUCAAUCAGCACGAGAGGCAGGAAGACAAAGACUUUAGCUUCACGCGGGAGGGUUGGCAGUGCGACGAGGCGAACCUGGAGCGAGGGAUGGGCUGGAUGCGGAAAAUCUACACGCGCAACACGGACAGCACGCUCGACAUCUUCAACGACCACAAGGACUUUGGGUGGAUCUCGCGCAACAUCACCUACGGCCUGUACCUGAGCGACCGCCAGGUCCUCGAUGACCUCGGCACCGAGAUUGCGGUGCUGGCGAGCAUCAUGAUUCAGAACCUGAGAAAGGAAACCCAUUGGCAUAUCCGGGGUAUCCGGCGGCUCGGCGUCUCGAGCGACGACGUGCAGAUGAUUUGGGAGUGUGUGCACUUGCUUGCCGACUUUUGGGCCUGA